AUUGGUCCGCAGGUAAAUGAGAAUGACAUUAACCAAGAUGGCGCCGGGCGAAAGAGAAAAGUGAUGAGAGAAUAGAACAACAAGCGACACAACUGCACAACAUUGUGCAUUCAUUUAGCCCGUGCUGUUGUUUAAUGCCGGACCUCGGUCUUAUCACCGGGAAGCUGACAAGCACGUAUUGCGAAACCGCUUCGGUCUGCUGGGAUACAAUUAUUCAGCUAACUGUUUGCUAACUAGCUGCUAAAGUGGCUAACGGUAGCUAACGUUAACUGCGGAAGGCGAGUGAGGAGAAGGCAGACAGGCGGCUCCAAGUGGAAGCCGACAAGUCGAGCCGUAUUUUUUUUAAUUACGCGACGUCUCACGUUGAAAGACCCGUUUGUUGCACCAUCGUCCGACGUAACAAUCUGUCAGGAAAGUAGCGUUAAACAUUUGAUAAGGAAAGCUGAAAAGACGAGGAAAGGCGUCAUCUUUGCUGAUCUGACGCCAUGGCUCACUCCCCGAUUCAGAGUGGACUGCCGGGGAUUCAGAAUUUGCGAGCUGAUCCAGAGGAGCUUUUCACCAAGCUGGAGAGAAUAGGAAAGGGCUCUUUUGGUGAAGUCUUUAAAGGCAUCGACAAUCGGACUCAGAAAGUUGUGGCCAUUAAAAUUAUUGAUCUGGAGGAGGCAGAGGAUGAAAUAGAGGACAUUCAACAGGAGAUCACAGUUCUCAGCCAGUGUGACAGUCCCUUUAUCACCAAGUAUUUUGGAUCCUAUCUCAAGGGUACAAAAUUAUGGAUUAUUAUGGAAUAUUUGGGUGGAGGAUCAGCUCUGGACUUGCUGGAACCAGGUGCCCUGGAUGAAACACAGAUUGCCACAAUCCUGCGGGAGAUUCUGAAAGGUCUGGAGUAUCUGCACUCUGAAAAGAAAAUACACAGAGAUAUCAAAGCUGCCAACGUUUUACUGUCAGAACAAGGCGAUGUGAAGCUUGCAGACUUUGGAGUAGCGGGCCAGUUGACGGACACACAGAUAAAAAGGAACACAUUUGUGGGAACACCUUUCUGGAUGGCACCCGAGGUCAUAAAGCAGUCUGCCUAUGAUUCAAAGGCAGACAUCUGGUCAUUAGGAAUAACAGCAAUAGAACUGGCUAAAGGAGAACCGCCCCACUCUGAGCUUCAUCCUAUGAAGGUCUUAUUCCUCAUCCCAAAGAACAAUCCACCUACACUGGAAGGAAACUACAGUAAACCACUUAAAGAGUUUGUUGAAGCCUGUUUAAAUAAGGAGCCUAGCUUUAGGCCAACUGCCAAAGAGUUGUUAAAACAUAAGUAUAUUGUAAGGCAUGCCAAAAAGACAACCUAUCUGACAGAGCUGAUUGACAGAUACAAGAGGUGGAAGUCAGAGCAGUCCAGGGACGAAUCAAGCUCCGACGAAUCUGAUGAUGAACCAGACGGCCAUGCAUCUGGAGGUGACGACAGUAGUAACGAUAAAUGGGACUUCAACAACACCAUCAGGGAAAAAGACCUGAAAAAGGUUCAGAAUGGAGCAGCACAGCCAGAUGAGUUAGGAUUGAAACAGGUGGAUGAGAGUCCAAAGAGGCCUUUGUCACAAAGCUUAUCAACAAUCUUUGGUCCAUUGUUUUCUGAGCUGAAAGAAAAGGGUGAGACAAGUAAUGGCAAGCCAGAAGCGGCAGAGGAGCUGCGGGAGGCUCUUUUUCAGGCAGAAGAAACACACCCGGGGAUCUGUGACUCUCUGGUGGCUGAACUAGUGCAGAGACUUCAGAGGUUUUCUGUGCCACAGGCGGCCACCACUCAGUGAGAGGAGCUACGUCCAGCUCUGCUCUACUUUUCCACCCUGGUGGCAGCAGUCAGAUCUUUUCCUCUGACCUCCACAGCCAGGAUGAAGUCUCCCAGGAAGGUCUCCAUCACUCACUUGCCUGAAGCAAAUCCUGGCCUACUUAAUGUCUGUUUAUAUGCUAGCACAGCACCAGAGGGUCCUAUUCAGGACAGUCACUGGCCAUUCAGUCAGCUGCCACCUGCUGUAAGAUGUCCCUUCUCAAUACCUCCUUCUCAGCUGUUUGUUUUCAGAGUGAAGUUAGCUAUCUUUCUUAAAGGACUCUUGAGUUUUUGAUUUUGGUGGGUUUGUGGCUGUUUCACAAAGGUUUACACUCAGCAUCCUUUUGGAGAAAAUACCUUGCUUAAUUGUGUGCAUGUGUGUGUGUGUGGCUGUGCGAGAUAUUCUGUGAGACAUGCAGUGAAGAGUGACAAGUGAGUUGAAGCAUUCUAUUGAAAACUCAGGUAUCCUGCUUUAAGUGUAUUGGGUUCCUCUGGGAGAUGGAAAGAGCUCUCUAGGGUGGAUGUACAGACUUGUAAAUAAGCUAAUUUCUACAGAUUCAUGAAAAAAUAUCAGAGCGUUUGGUACCACUGUGUUCAAAUGGCCAAAUGCAAAACUGUAGAUAAUGGCUGUGAGGUAAAUAUUUUGAAAGACUUAAAGGGGCCACAAAUGAGAUUGCCUUGCCUUUGUACUUGUUCUUUUGUAUAUUGGUCUUUGAUUUCUCUCUUUAGUUGUAAACUUUUUAAGUACUCAUCCAGUGAAUGAAAAUGGCUGCCCUCUAUCAUAUUUUACUAUUGAUUUAUUAUUAUAUUUCUUAAUGCUCUUUAACUUUUUGGUUUCAGACUCUGCUGUGGUUGUAAUAUUGUUGGCGAAUGUAAAAAAAAAAAAGUAACGGCUGGUUUAUUGAAGCCCCACCGGUUUGAAACACUGGAUGCUCUGUUUCCAGCCCUGAUUACACAAGGCCUCGAGUUGUGUUGGUUUGUUGGCCUCUGCCUCAUUCCCCCUCUUUUUUCUUCUUUUUUUUGCUGUGUUUUAUUGAUCAGAUGAACUGAGGUUUCGUCCAUUCAUUCCAUUAACAGGGCAGUGCCAUCAUCUAGUUUAUAAAUCAGCAGACUCUGUUAGUCUUCCUAGGAGCUGCAGUGGUACUAUCUCCUCAACGUACCUGCAGCUUUAAUUGCACUUAAAGCAUAAAUGCCUUGGACUAUAAACAAAGUAGCCAUAAAACAGUAGCAUGAGACUUAGAGUAUUUUGCAGGUAUGCGCCAUACUAUCUGGGACACACAAGUGUCCACCUGAAGUCUCACAGCUUGGACUCUGGAGUUGGUCAUUGCAGUGUAAUAUUUGCCUGGCUGUAUCUUUCCAUUUGGACUCGUGAGAAGUUUUCGUAGUCGUGCGGUAAAUGUGCAUCGACGUUUCACACAGUAGACGACACUGCUCUCAGACAGACAUAUUAGCAUAAAGCCACAAGGUGUUCAGAGACCAGCGACUCUGCUACUACUUCUGACUGUAGUGUAAAAGGAAUGUGCAUGAUAGUAUUAACAGUAUAAAGCCUAUUGGUUGGUCUGAGCAGUAUGCGUUGUAGCAUACUUCUACAGGACUGAAGGAAUGUUGAGUCCUGAACAGAGCUGAAUCAGCCUUAUAGUAUUUGUGAUGAAUGGGAUGAAUAGUAUCAGCUUUAAAAACAUGAGAUCAAAUGUUUUUGUUGUGAUUUCUCCUCUGUUUUGUUUUUUUUGUGUGUGUCCUCUCGGGCAUCAAAAUGCAUAGGCUGUGAUUCUUCAAAUGACAAUUUCUUUGAUUUCUUGCCAGAAUAAGGUGUGCAUGAACAAAUGGGCUCUUUGUACUGUUGUUAUCUAAAAAUUGUUGCAGUUAAGAAGAGAGAAUUUUUCAUGAUAUAUUCUGUUUUGGUUUUUUUGCCAGGGGGCAAUACAUGGUACACAGUGCACAGGACGGGUUAAAGGAACAGUUCAACAUUCUAGGAAACAUGCUUAUUUGCAACGUGGUGGGCGGUGGAGAAUAUUUAUACCACUCAAGUAUACGCUUCAUUCAUAGUCACGUACAGUCUAAUGCAAUCAAAUACAAAUGUUGGAUAAUGUAAAGAAAUCAGUGACAUUAGUUUAUGAUGGUGUUAGACUGGACUGCACUGUUUCUAUCCUGUCCUGUGUGUAAGUAGAGAAGAGAAAUGUAGAAACACCUUUAAAUAUAUCGCAGUCCAGAACAGCAUCACCUUUAGCUAUGACCCAAAAAUGAGAAUAGAAUUUGAUCACCCUGAAUGUUUAAGAAAUUUCCCUCCUAAAGUCAAAAUGCCAUUAAGAAAUCAGUGAAUUCUAGCUAUUCUCAUAACAAAGAUAGAAUUAAAUGAGUUUUCCACAGUGUCACUAGAAUUAUUAUGAGUAUUGAACAGACAGCUUUUAUAUUAAUUUGAUUGUAUUGGAUUACAGUAAACUGCACAAGGGUCCCUAAUAAUGUAGCCGCUCACACAGUGUUAGACUUUAGUCAGCAGCUAAAUGUUUGCAUUACAAAUAUACUAGAAACAGGAUAAACAAGUCUGUGUAACUGCAACACAAUUCUCCCUCCAUCACCACUGAAGCUAUUCUACUAAGAAUUGCAUAUCAUUUAUUUAAACCGUUCAAAAACAAUAAUUCAGCAUUUGAUUAAGGAGUUGAACCCAUGUCUUGGUUUACGUCUUAGCUAGGAGCAGUCACUUCCCAAAGUUUCUGCUUUGUUCUGCUGUAAUAGUCGCUUGCAGACAUGCACAAUGUUGAAUUUUUGCUGAUUUCCAGUGCCGAUAUAAGUAUGUACAUAUUUUCCACCUAUUUGCAGAGAACAUCAGGUCUCUCCUGCAGAGGAAUUAACAUAUUAUACCUUCUCUUAUCUUGGUGGCCCACUUGGCUUGUAGACCAAAAAAUGAUGCUUUCCAAAUGUAAACAUUCCCUAGAAAAAUAUGAAAACUACUUCAACUUACAGACAUUUCAUUUUAUGGAACAUUUCAAAGAAAACUGUAGACAGUCAGUGUUAAUUUCACGUUUAAGCCUUUAUUGACUGAUAGAAAUGAUGCAGAUGUCAUUGCAUUGUGCAUUCCUAGGCAAGUGUUUCAUCAUGUUUGGAGUAACCAGCUAUAUUCUCACAUAAAUGUUCUUAUUGGAGAGUAUAACCCACCAUAAUGUGCUGAAUUGUACUUGCUGGCAGGUGGAUUUUUAUUACUUUUGGACAGACCUACUUGUGCUGAAUUCAUCCGUCUACCAGCUGUGGUUUUACAUUUAACUUACAGACAGCAGACCUUGAGAAUUUUCCAAAAUACCAAACUUUUCUCUGUCAGUUUCCUUCCUUUUUCUCUUGGAAAACAGUAUAAUUGUCCUUUUCUGCUUCCUGCUGUAGUUACAGUAGAUUACACAGAUAAAUGAGUAGAAGUCGACUGGUGAUCCAUUUAACUGGAUCAAGAAAUAACAGCAGACUUGUCACAUAAUGCGACUACAGUGUUUUCCAUUUCUCCCCUGCUGUUGUGUAAAACAGUGAUUCAGCUUUCAGACUUCAUUCUUCUGUGAAAUGUGCCAUGUAAGCCCUCCACCCCAAGAGACAAUUUGCACCUUCUACAUUGUCUAAUAUGACCCUUUAUCUUUGUAUUUGUUGCACUUUGUAGAUUUAUUUUUUUGGUUUUUAAAAAAUGGUACGUAAAGCUACGAAAUUAUGUUGCAGUUCCACCAGUUAUUCUCCCCCCCCCCCCCCCCCCCCCCCCUUUGUGUCUUGUAUGGCAAUAAAGCAGUGUGAUCGCCAGGAGUCAUUUCUUAGCACAAGUAGGCAUAUAUUCUAUUAAAGUAUUUUUGUAACCCCAAAGAGCAGCAUUAGAGCGAGUAAAGUUUGGUUCUGUGAUGUGUUCCGAGUUUCAGUUAACACUGGAUAGCAAUCAUUUAAAAUGUACAUUUCAUUUUGUGUGACUUUGCUGACAGUUUGUAGUCCAGUAUACAUGUUUGCUAAUUCAGGACCGUGCUGUUGGGUUUAUUGGAAGUUAUCAAAUGAUUAAGGAAAAAUAAAAGAUUCAGUGCAAAUUUGAA
Messenger RNA from Acanthochromis polyacanthus (spiny chromis), 5853 nucleotides. It is a transcript of the gene stk24a, whose product is annotated as serine/threonine kinase 24a (STE20 homolog, yeast). Bases 486 to 1790 code for a protein of 434 amino acids. The record is from RefSeq and is a predicted model, not a curated record. Gene Ontology annotation, biological process: protein phosphorylation. Gene Ontology annotation, molecular function: protein kinase activity; ATP binding. The transcript has 11 exons. Lineage: Eukaryota; Metazoa; Chordata; Actinopteri; Pomacentridae.